This is a messenger RNA of Mugil cephalus (flathead mullet), 1938 nucleotides long. It is a transcript of the gene rcn2, whose product is annotated as reticulocalbin 2. The transcript has 8 exons. Gene Ontology annotation, molecular function: calcium ion binding. NCBI's taxonomy places the organism in Eukaryota, Metazoa, Chordata, Actinopteri, Mugiliformes, Mugilidae. The record is from RefSeq and is a predicted model, not a curated record. The coding region runs from base 68 to 997 and encodes 309 amino acids. Gene Ontology annotation, cellular component: endoplasmic reticulum.
CCGGAAGUGCCGUAUGGCGGUAAGACGGAUGACAUCGGCGUAAACAUUUGUAGGAUAACUUUUCACGAUGACAUCUACUCCAUUGUUGGUGUUGCUGGUGCUUCAGUUUGGGUUUGGAUGGAGCUCUCAUAAACAUCAUGAGGAUCACUAUAAUGGCCAGCAGCACAACCCUGAACACGACAUGAGUGUCCUGCUGGGAGAUGAGAACACAGAGGAGAUUAAGAAACUCAGCCCAGCAGAUCUGAGGUUGAAGAUGAUGGAAAUUGUGGAGAGGAUUGACACGAACGGAGACAAUCUGCUGAGUGAAGAAGAGAUCACUCUCUGGAUCCAGCACGUCUACAGAAAAUAUGCCCUGGAAGACGCAGAGGAGCGCUUCCCUGAGUUUGACGCCGACAAAGACGGCGUCGUAACGUGGGAGGAGUACAACAUGGUCGCUCACGAUCAGCUUAUUAGUUUUGAUGACAGUGCCGUUCUGGAAGAUCCAGAGCAAGAGUCUGUUCGAAAUCUCCACCUGAAGGAGAGGAGGCGCUUUGAUUUUGCCAACGUGGAUGGCGCUCCUGGUCUUAACGUGACAGAGUUUCUGGCCUUCACCCACCCCUCUGAAGUGGAUCACAUGGCUGAUUUUGCCAUCGAGGACGUAUUGAGUGAAUAUGAUACAGAUAAAGAUGGAUUCAUCACUCUGGGGGAGUUUAUUGGAGACGUUCGCGGUGAGGACGAUUCGCCUUCGCAGUGGGAGAUUGAGGAAACGGUCCGAUUUAAAGAACUCUAUGAUCAAGAUAAGGACGGCAAGCUGAAUCGAGAGGAGCAGCUCCGCUGGGUCGCGCCCAAUAGCUACGGCUCAGCCAGAGAAGAAGCCCUUCACCUCAUCAAGGAAAUGGACCACGAUGGAGACGGACGGAUCUCCGAGGCAGAAGUUUUGAAGAACCAAGAAACUUUCAUGAACAGUGAAGUUACGGACUAUGGCAGGCAGCUGCACGUAUCGCACGACGAGCUGUGACUCCCGUGUUUCUUGUAGAGUGCCCUCAUAUGUUUUCGCACAGAUGUAAUGCACUGUGGUCUGUUUCCUGUGUUGUGUUAGUCAUGGUCCACGUCUACAUCAUUUGCAUCACUAAAUGACCAAAUAUAUACUGAGUCAAUCACAUACGCAAGAAAAGAGUACCAGCAAACCGUUGGAAGCCUUCCAAAACGUGACAUGUGGUUAGAUGCCGUAUUGCAUAAUUUUAUAGGAAAUGUCCGUUAUUUAGUUCGCUUCCUAGAUGAAUGUACCCUUGCUGCGCAAACUUAUAGUUUUUAAACAGCUGCCUACCAGGAGGCAUCUUGUCGGUGUUCAGAACCAAAAGCGUGGUCACAUUUAUGGAGGAGUUUUGUUUCUUUAAUGGCAUCAGCUGGAGGUUCACUUAUCAGCACAGCUGUGGCAACUACUGACAUAUUGCAGCUCUUCCUCAUUUAAAUCAAAUGAGUAAGUGAGUGAGAGUGGCUGUAUGAAAACUUGCUUCCUGAAAGCGUGUCGGUCUGUUUUACUCGCUCUGAGCAACAGCCUGCUCCGCUGCCAGGAGGUAGAAAAGUGGCUUAAAGUUGGUUUUUCCACCUGGGACUUCUUAUUUUGUUUUUAACCUGCUGCCAAGAUGACAUUACAAUUUAAAGAUAACUUUUGGGUAAGUUGCUGUAAUUGUUAUUGUUGUUUUUUUUUUCUUUUUUUGUUUCUUUUACUCAGAAAUAACCAAGAGUUUGACUGAACUGUGAAGGCCGUGUUGUAAUCAGUAGUUUCAGAGGGAUGUUUGUACUGUAUUUUAUGUUUUCUUUUGUUUUGGGGGGGUUUUACGUGGAUGGUAGUUACCACGCAACAAUGUCUAUUUUUGCUCUUUCUUCUGUUGAAAAUGGUAAGCGUUGAUAUUAUUUGCAUUUCUGGGCUGUAUCAUUAAACCCAGAUGCAUCACA